Messenger RNA from Haliotis rufescens (red abalone), 10298 nucleotides. RefSeq names its product mediator of RNA polymerase II transcription subunit 1-like. The record is from RefSeq and is a predicted model, not a curated record. Gene Ontology annotation, biological process: regulation of transcription by RNA polymerase II. NCBI's taxonomy places the organism in Eukaryota, Metazoa, Mollusca, Gastropoda, Lepetellida, Haliotidae. The coding region runs from base 217 to 6549 and encodes 2110 amino acids. Gene Ontology annotation, molecular function: transcription coregulator activity. Gene Ontology annotation, cellular component: mediator complex. The transcript has 15 exons.
GUGACCCCGGCGACCGGGGAUUGAAGUGCGUUUGUACACCAGUGGAGUUUUUCUUCCUGGGAAUUUGCAGAGAUCGUGCAAUGGAUUCAUUAAAUUUACCGAUCACUUAACUGCAUAUUCGACUAAUGAAAUGUGAAGUUUACAGUUGCAAUGCCUUGGAAUAUUGUUGGUUUUGAAGGCAGUGCGUGCCUGUAGGCUUGUUGUACUGGAUCCAAGAUGGCAGAUCCAACGGGGAUAUUUCCCGUUAGUUUGGAGCAAAAUAAACCCGAAGGGGAACGGGACAAGCGCCGGCGUCUCACCACCCUCAUGGAAUCGCUCCGUAGCCGCACAUCUCAACACAAGACAUGGGUAGAUUGUGUCAAGGCUGUGCGCACCGCCAUAUCGGACAAACGACACCAACCAGACGCUCUGGACAAAGGUCACCUGCAACGAUGCCUUGACUCACUGCAGAGAGCUAUCAAAGUUAUCAGCCAGCAGUCUCUGAUUGAGAGGCUGGAGACAAUAGCCAGACAGCUCAGCUUGAGUUCCAGCAUCCAGCCUGGUCCAGAGCAGCACCUCAUCAUCUCCUCAGAUAUGUUCCAUGUCCAGAUCAUCUUUGACAAGGGCGGAGGGGUCAAAGAUGUCAAGGUCGCCCACGGAGGAGAAGCAAAUAGUUGUCAAGAAUUAGUGGAAGUAUUAAGUCGGAGAGAUUUUGCGGAGUUUGCAUCCCACUUAGAAGGGUUACUGAAAAUAUAUCAAAUUGUUGGUGAUAAAAAAGUGAAAAGUAAAGCAUUUCUGUCUCUACAAUCUUUGGAAUCAGAUCUCAACCUUCUUGCCCAGUUACAAAGCUCUAUCAAUGGUGUUGGAAACUAUAUACACAAGUCCCCUCUAGGUAUCCUGUUGCCAAGGAAGGGAGGUUUGCCAAUGAAGCUAAUUUAUUUUGUAUCGCCCUAUGAUCUACUAGACAAGAAGAGCAAGUCAGCCCACGCUAUGACAGUGGAAGCCAUCACGGAGCACGGCCUGGGUCAGAGUGUGACCGUGUGUCUGGAGGCGGCCACACCCAACAAGCUGCAGACAAUGCCCCUCAUGACUGUUGUAAACAGAGAUGGGAAAGGCAUCCCAUCAUUUCAAGGCCUGACCCAUGUCAACAGUUUCACCUUCCCGGCCUGUUUUGUGCUGGAGCUGCCGGAGCCCAUCCCUCUGGCACUGUCUAUGAUUCAGAAGAUACAGUCACAUACAAAUAUAGACAUUGAGAAAGGUGCCGAACCCAAACCACUGUUGUCCCUCAUAAUGGAAAAAUAUUCAAAUGGAAAAACUCUCAAUGAGACAGAGCUCUUUGUGUCCUUGCCAGACCAGCAGCAUGUGUACUUCAUGAGCAACGUGAACGGCAGCUCCCUGGACCAGCCUGGUGUGAUGGUGUCCCGCAUCCCGUUCACACAUCCCAUGAACGUUGCUCACAUUCUCAGUCAUCUACGCCAGCAGCUUGUCUUCAACACUGUCGUCAGCAGCUGCAUCAGACCCAACUCCAAACAAGAUAUGGCGAAUGCUGUUGUGAUAGAGCUGACGACGAUCUCCCUCCAACAGAUCUGUAUAACCAUGGAACACCCUGUAUAUGACUCCAUGUUGAACGUGGAGCUAGAUCUGGGAGAUAUCACCAGCCUCAAGUGUCGCCUGUCUUCAGGUCACACGGACCAAGUUCUCUGUACUGAUGACUUUGCUUCCAGGGUGUUCCAGAGAUGCCUGUCAAUCCCAAUCACUCUGAGGUCGAUCAUCAAGAAGGGUAGAGAGCAGCUGCAGAAGCUACUUGAAGAAAGGCUGGCAGCGAUGAAGAUGGCCUUAUGGCAGCGCAACAACCGCCCCCAACCCACACAGACACCCAGUAUACACUCCAGGGGGAGACAACCCGUGUUCGUGAACCCCGCCCUGUCCCAGGUGCCCCAGCAGAUGGCCCCUAUGCAGCAAAUGCAACACCAAGUCUCUCAUCACCAUAUGCCCCACCCUAUGACUCACCAGAUGUCCCAUCACCACCAUCAUCAACUGCAACAGCAGCAACAGCAUCAGCUGCAAGUCAACCAGCUGCCUCCACCUGCUCAAAUGACCGACAUGAGGGGUCAGAUGCAAGAUAUGCGGGGACAGAUGCAAGAUAUGCGCAGUACCAUCGCUGACCUCCUCUCUCCCCCUUUGGACAAAAUUGGCAAUAAUCCUCUGUUGGCUGGACUUCUCGACCAGGAACAUGAUGGCUCUAGUCAAGAAGUGAAUGACAGUCCCAUGUUGUCCAAACUCUUAGAAGAUCAGACUACGGGAGCUGCUUCAACUGCAGCUGCCGCCGCUGCUGCUGCAGCAGCAGGUUCUAUACCAUUGGCAAAUGCAACAAAACCAUCAGCCCUUCAUAAACGUGUGCGCAAAAGACGUUCUACUUCUGACCAGCUAGGUCGAAGUCCCAAACAUAGACUGAGUGAUGGUGAAGGAAAUGAUAAGAUAACCACUAUAGACUUAGACUCGAGCUGUAGUCCAUUUGAUUCUAGUUUACAAAGCAGUUCUGGCCUGCCCCCUGCACCAGGCCUGCAGUCCAUUAUUGACUUAACAGAAGAUUCAUUCGGGGAAUCAAAUCUGAAGAAGCUUGCAGAUAGUAUGGACAGUUUGAUUCCUAAGGAUCAAAAGCAAGCGACGGAAAAUGAACUGUCAGCAUUGUUGUCAGACGCGGAUCCUGGGAGGAGUCUUUUAUCCAAAAAUUCAUCGCCGGGUUCAAAAAACGAGAAUGCCUCUACCUCUCUUGAGGAUCUCCUCGCUGGGUCGGGAGAGGGAAACGAGGCUCUAGACCCAGCUUCUUCUCUUAGUAGUUCCUCUUCCAGUAUAGCGUCAGAUAAAAACAGUGGAAGAAAUGCUGCUUUUUUAGGCUUUAAGUCCAGCAGUCCCAGGCAGGACUCCAAAUCUCCCAUCUCCUCGAGUUUUCACAAGGAAGUUUUUAGCCCUGACCGUGAAAGGUCUGAUCCUCUACACAGUGCAAUGUUUGAUAGGACAGCGUUUGAUCUUCCCGAGACCAAGUACUCUGUUAAGACACCUCCCAUUAAGACUGAAUCCAGUUCCUCGGAUAGGAGGGAGAUUACAGGUUUGUUUGAAAAAUUUGAAAAGUUAAAAAAUGAAAAUGUGGAACCAAUGUGUACAAGUAUUGUGAAAAUUGAGGAAGGGAAGGGGUUGAAGUUGAAGCUGCCUGCUUUGAGGCAUAGUGAUAGCCGCAGCGCACCUGCUGUGAGCAUGGAAUCUCUGUCAAGCAAAAGCCUUGGCAAACAGAGCAAUGUGGGUACGUUUGACUUUAAGAGUGAUGAGGAUGAGGAUGAACCUUUGCCAAGCCUCAGUGGUUCGGAGAGGCUAGCAGUAUAUGCAGCAUCACCUACCAGGCUGCAGAUUACUAACAAAUCAAAAAACUCUUAUGAUACCUCCUCCCGUAGAAAGAGUGAAAAGUAUAAAAGGAAAGAGAGCAAGUAUGGCUCAAGUGGUGAAUCUGUGAAGAGGAAGAGAGGGAAGGAUGAAUCGAAGAAGGAGAGAAAGAAGCGGAAGUUGGGUGAGAGUAACCAGUAUUCUAGCGUGGCUGUGAAUAAAACUGUAUAUCAUGCUGCAACUGUGGAGAGUGAUCAAAAGUCGGUCACCAAGCUGAAAAUUAGAGUGUCAAAAGAGCCUUCUUUUAAAAUUGAGGAGGACACCUCCAAGAAGUCCUCCAAACACUCAUCCACUCCAGUGGUAGACAAGUUGAUUGUCUCCAAACAUGACUUGAAAGAUCCAGACAUAAUUUCAAGCCAUAAAUCACAGUCAUCCUCUCAAAAAAGUCUUCAUCGCUCAUCAUCUUUAUCUCAGAGAUCAGCAAGUCCAAAUCAAUCUCAGGGUAAUAGUGUUAGCAAGUCAGACCCUAAACUGGCAACUAAAACUACAAUCCGACUCAAACCACUCAAUAUUCCUAACUCAGGAUCUUCAGUAACUGUCCAGACUGACAAAAAGAGUCCUUCUACAUUGAGCACCGCUAAAAAUCUUACAUCCACUAAAACAUCAGUGUCUAAUUCAUCCCGACCUCAGGCACCAAUAGUUUCAAAGGUAUCUCUCUCACCCAGUCCAGUCAGGACACCAACGUCCUCCCCCUCCAAGCUUGCUUCCCAGUCAUCGGGCAAAUCAAGUUCCUCUAAAUCCCUCACAUCCUCCAAAUCCUCUUCCAGUCUACCAAAACCUCCCACAUCACUCAGUUUGUCAAAAAACCCUGUGUCAAACCUUUCUAAGUCACCUUCAGCUUCAAAUUCGCCAAAAUCUGUCACCUCGACAAAAUCUUCAACACCCACCAGUAGUGCUAAAACUCCAACUACACCGGUCACUGCUAAAACUCCUUCAAGCUCGUCUAAAAGUCACUCAUCCAGUCCAGCAAGGCCAUCAAGUCAAAAUCCAAAACUGUCCUCGUCUCAGACAAUUAAAUCCUCAUCCUCAUCCUCAGGAUCACCUAAAACCAGCACCAGCUCAUCCAAAUCUUCAAGCUCUAAUAGAUCAGUCAGUAGCAGCUCAAACAAAUCAUCAAGCUCCUCCAAAACGCAAACAUCAAGCUCUUCUCGGCCUCAGUCCAGCUCAACAAAAUCUCAGAGUUCCGGCUUAACAAAAUCUAGUAGCAGUAGCUCAUCAAAGGAUAAGAACGCUUCAAAAACCUCCAGUACGCCAAAAUCCUCCAAUGCUUCAAGUUCUAGCUCCAGCAAGAAUUCAUCUACCUCAGGCCCUUCCCUCCCGGCUGCCCUAUCCAUAGCUAGUUUCCUCCCCGAUGCGCCCACGGCUAGUAGUGUGGCUAGUCUUCCCCCAAUCCCCAAAUUAUCCUCCUCCUCCUCGAGCAGUGGAACUAGUCACAGCAGCAACACCAGUCAAGGCUCAGGAGCAUCUAGCUCCAAGGAUCUCUCCACCAAUACAUCAGGAGCUGCUCCCAACUCUGGGGGAUCAAGUAACACCAGUGCUUCACACAGUUCUAAAGCCUCGGCAAGUUCCAGUGCUAAUGUUACUAAAAGCUCUAGUGGCAGUGCUUCUGGGAAUACCAGUUCGAAAAGUAAUUCCACUGUAAAUAGCAAACCUGUUGAGUCCUCAAGUGCUUCAGAAGGUGCUGGUGGAAAUGGUUCCGGCUCAGGAUCGUCUGGUGAUGCUGGUGCAAAUAAAGGCAAACUGCCAGCUGCCAGAUCGAGAAAGGGAUCUUUGUCUGCUGUGAUUGACAAGCUGACAAAAUCCAGCACUACUGCAGUGCAUGUCAGUACUAUGACACCGGGGGAAGUGUUGGCCAAACAAGCUCGGGAGAAGGCUGAACAGGAGAACAGAGCUUUGGCUGAGCAAAGAGCCUCCCGCUCAGACCCUAAGGCUCAAGAUCAUGUGUUAAAUAGUUCAAAGACAGAGCGAGAGAAAAGUGAUUCUGGUGACACGAACCGGAACCGGAUGGAUUCUCAAAUCAAAAGGAAUAUGUCUGUGGGAUCUUCAAAUAAGGAUUCGCCCAAAGUGUUGUCUUCUGUGAAUAAUAAAGUGAGUCGUAAUGAAAUGAUAAAACUGGGGCAAAAUUCCUCUCCUCUAAACAAGGUGGUUACAUCCGAAAACAAUUCAGUGUCUUCUUCACCAAGGACCAACAGUCUAGGUUCCUCUAGAUCUGUUGGGAGGGCCAGUCCUGUGAAUAAGGAGGCCCUGAAAAAUAGGGACAGCCCAGUGGGUCGGGCUAGCCCUGGAGGCAAGUCAAGCCCUGGGAUUAAAGAUAGUCCUGGUAGGCCAGGUGCUUCAACAAACUCUGUGCUUGAUGGAAAGGAUAAAGUCAAUGCCUUUUCAAAGGAUGAUAAUAAAAACAGAAGACAGUCCGUGGAGAGUGGGAGAAGUGGGUCUCCAGUGACAGGGAAUAAACCUGUGGGAAAUGUGUCAAAUAAUAAAAAAUCUGAACUCUCAGAUAAAGGCAGCAUUAAAGGGGGGAGUGUCUCUCCUUUGACGAUUCAGAAUGUGCAAAAUGUAGGUGUGGAGAAGCGAAGUCCUUCGCAAAAACAUUGCACUUCGCCUCUUGUGUUCAACAAUACUAAAUUCAAUGGAGAAAGUUCUAGAGAAAAGACUCCUAACAAGGAGGAGCGAGAAGCAUUCAAAGUGCCGACGCCCAAAGCUUCCACCCCUGAGACUCGCGAUAUGGACGAGCUAGAGUGUGUGCCACGAAAAAAGCAACGAGUCAACAAGAACGUGUCCAGCCCUCAUAGUGAUGCAAGUAGUCCAGAAAAUGGGCUUGUUAUAGAUUGUCCGGGGACGCCCAAGGUCAAUAGCAACGGGCCGUCACCUAUGCCAGUUCUUGAAAGUCCAGUUAAAGAUACACCAGCUCCUCCUCCACCCACUGAUGGUAAACCGACUCCUGUGAAAUCCUCUACUGUGUCAAGUUCUCCUAAAUCCAAAGUGCAUCAGUCACCACGCCCCAGCCAAAGCCCUGCCGGGGUCAAGGUCACGAGUAAUUCCGAGACCCCAGGGAGUGGGGAUACCCGUCACUCCCCUUGUGAAAUAGAUGAUGAACUCAUGGAUGAAGCUUUAAUGGGCCUGAAUAGCUGAUGAUUGUGUUUUAGGGUUUUGAAAAAAAAAAGGAAAACCACAAAUUGUCCAUUGUGACCAGUGGGGUCAGAACAGUAAUAGGAUAUGACCCUACUGAUUUUAUUUAAGUCAUUUAUGGAUUUCCUUACAGUUAAGAAUGAUUGUCAAAACUAGCCUAAACAUUCCUAAACAAAAACUUUCAUUUGGUAAGACUUGGAAUGUUUUUGUAAUUAUAGAUUAUGUUAAACAUACCUCUGUCACUGGGUUCUUCAAAAGACGGUUGAUUGUCUUAAAACCAAAGAUUUAAAGUUUUUGUUUAGAAUAUCCAGUUUUGACCUUGUCCUAUGAAUUAGUUCAAUACAGUAUGCCAACAUUCAAGGUAGAUUCUGAAUUGUCAAUUCAUUUUACUUCUUCUAUCGAGUCAUGAAAUAGGGAAAGGGAUUUUUUGUCAUCCAAAAUACACCAUGUACUCUGUCCUUUAUGCUGGCAUUGAUACAUUACAAGAAUCUUAUUCAGUUCGGUGAUCUUUAGACAUGUUCCCUGGUCCAUAAGGAAUUGAUAUUCUGUCUUUGCAGUAGUGAGAUGUGGUUUUCUUUGUAUACCAAGGUGUGAUUAAAACUGACAUGCAAAGCCAAACUGGUGUCCUUCAUGGAAAUGGCACAGCUGCCAGACAAGCUGAUACCUUUGCCAAAAUCUCUUCCUGGUUUCUCAUAUUGUUUGAAUGCCGUUGUGGGCCACAAACUGAUCGUAGUGCUAAGACUGGUCUAACCUCUAUACAUUAACAUAGACUUACAUCUGUUGCAGCACUGAGAUCACUCCCUGGUUCUUGAGUGUUUACUGAUGUCAGAUCAUCUUCAGGUGUGCACUGGUCUUUUGUUAUAGAGGAGAAGGGGGUGCAGGGGAAACGAAAAUAACAGUCUUAGAGAUUGAAUCAUCAAAGAAAUUGGACACUUUAUCGCACAAAGUAUUGUCAGCCAAAAAUUGAAUUUAAGGUAUUUUUGAGGGUUUAAAUAUUUUUUCAGCCAGACCUGGAUUAAGUGAAAAAAAAUUCGUCCCACUUUUUCUAAAGUCUGUAGUUUGAGUACUGUCUUCCAUGUUUUCAUAUGGAGAGGGGCUAGAUUUCUUUUUAUCAUUGAUUUAAGUAUAACUGCAUUGAUGUUAUCUGAAACUUCAGUUUAAAAAGCAAAUAUAGUUAUGAGGUAUUUUAUUUACACCCCAACUAUGGAGACUGUGUUACAAAGUGUGGAUGGCGUUUAGACAAUAUGUAUGAUCCAGGACUCGCUGGCUGUUGUUUCAUUAAAACAUGAUGCCAUAUUAACGGCUGAUACAUGUGAUGCAGGUUUUCUCGUGAAAUGGUAAGUCAGAUUGUGAAAAAGGUUCGGCGGUCAUACAUUGUGUCAUAUUAAAGGAUGGGGGUGGUCGGGUAGCCUAGUGGUUAAAACUGACAUACACCGAAGACCCGGGUUCGAUUCCUGACAUGGGUACAAUGUGUGAAGCCCAUUUCUGGUGUCCCCUGUCAUGAUAUUGCUGGAAUAUAGCUAAUAGCGGGGUAAAACCAUACUCACUCACUCACUCAUAUUAAAGGAUGAAAAAUCUCUGAGAAGCAACAUGUCCCACAAACUCAGUCUUCUCCCCUAAGAUACAUGACCAGUGCCCAGUACUGAACAAGAGGUCUGUCCCUACAUUGUCUGCCCAUCAUCUGACUGUUAAUAAUUUGUUAUUCUUGUGUUGCUUUCUGAAGUCAAGACUUUGUAUUAAUUAUUGUACCGGUACUUGUUUCUUAGACACAUCCACUUUCUCAGGGCAGUAUCUCCAUGUCUGUUGCUUGUCACUCUGUCUGUUAGUUGUACAAAGUAUGAUGUUAACCUGUCGUCAGACCCAAAACCAGAGACUGUUUCUCUAUUUACUCCUUUGUGAAAAGCCAAAAUCACAACAGACUACGUAACCAUGGGAAUAGCAGCAUUACUAGUGAAGAUUUGAGCUCACCUGGGCUAUAAGUCUAGUUGUGAUUAUGUCAUGGCCUGUUUGUCCGAUGUUGCCGUCGAUAUUAAGAUGAAACUUGCUUGUCACUUUGUCGUCAUGUUGAAGGUGGUUCAGAUAUUUAUUGUAAAUCAUGCAGGGUUAGAAAUUGGCACUAGUCCUAUAGUCCUUGCCAAACUGCCCAAUGGUAAAGGUAUCAUAAGGACUAGUAGAAAAUUGCCAUUUUUAAGGGGUUUGCUUUAUGUUAUCAUUAUAAGGACUAGUGGACGAAAACUAAUCAGCAAACAAUAACACCUAGACUGUAGACUUUAAAUUCCUUGAUGUACCACACUUGACGAGAAGCUAGUGUACAAUUACAUUGUAUGUUAUGAGCCUUGUUAUGUGUGUCAUUGUCUCGCCUAUGUACAGUGAACCUGACAUGACAAGAUACUCCAAUAUGUCUAGAUAAAAAUACGACACUUUAAUGAUGCUAGCAAGGAACAUUUUUGAUUUCAUGAUAACAGUACUGUAAAUUUAAGAAAUGAAAAGUGAAACUUAUUGAAGAUUUCAACACUUUCUUCUCAGGGGCCACAACUCCAAAAGGCUAUGCCAUGACUGACAUUCAUCGCUGCUUACUGUAGAUGGUGUUGCAGAAGUAGUGUUAAGUUAGAUUUGACCAAUAUGUAACUUAUAGCUGUAUAUACAAUAACCAACAGUCAUUUGUGUAAAACAGUAUCUAGGAAUUUAUCUAGGAUUCUAAACUAAGUGACCCUGGCUGGCAAAUUUUGAAAAAUAAAAUCAUUUUUGGUUCAAAAUAGGGAUUUUUUAAAGUUCAUAUUUUCUAUAUUCAGAGGUAGACCUGUUUGAAUAUGGUAUUUUGAGAUUGCAUUCAAUACAAUAAUAUAAAACUAAGCAUUAAAAACUCUUCCUUUUUAUUGAUCCUUUUUUUCAGUAAAAUACAGGUUACCUCUACAAAGCUAUAAGAUUAGUUAUUAGUUAUAUAUUAAAAUACAUAUUAAAAUUUUCAGUUCCAAUUUGGGAAUUGUUACUGACAUUUGCUGUAGAAAUGGGGCCAAAUAUUGGCUUCUAAGCAGGUCCAGAUAAAUCCCUGGUAUGUUACAAAACUUGAUAGCAACAAAUGUUAUAACAUUAGUGUAAUUAUCUCCAGUGCAUGGGUUUGGGUUACUUCUCCUUGAGCUUAUCAGUUUGCCAAUUUGAUUAUUCACAAUUUCUUAUAAGGGGAGACUACUCUAUUGUAUGGGCAUUAUACGGUCUAGUUUUUCUCCAGUUAAUUUCCUGAUUUGAUCAUUCAAAUUUUUUUGUAAGGGGAGAUAAUUUAUUAUUGUGGCUGUGUUUAUCAUAAGACACUGAUGACUCUGCAUAUUAAGAAUUUUCAAGUUGUGAACUAGCAGUAUUUGUGAAACAAAAUCAUUUAUUUCAUCUUUUAGUUUAAAAUAUUUUAUCAUUUUGAAAACUAAAUGUGUUCCUGGUAUUGAUAAUUCAUGGCUGUCCUGAAUGGCUGUCUUUAUUGUCAUGUGAAUGUAAUACGGUAAUACAUGAUAAGGUGAGCUGCAGAGGCUUGGCAUUAUUUCUUCCUAGAGGUAUAGUGAUCUUGGAGUUCCCUCGUUUUUGGAUAGUAUUGAAGACAGAAUUUGAAUCAUUGUAAACAUUUCUAGUCGGCUUAGCUCACAAGACUCAGCAUGGUUAUUGAAAUCACAUCAGAAUCUUCCAUACAUACUUAUAUUCAAGCUCCUCAGCGAUAGCCAGUUCGUGGUGCUCUUUAAUAUUGCUGCUCCCCUCUGCUAGGUGGC